GGAAGCGAAGGACCACGCGGUCGUUACUGUAAAUAAUUUACGAUUUUUUUUCACAUUGGCGUCACUGCUUGAUCACUGGUAAAAACUAUAAACAUCCUUAUCAUUUUUCACUCGUUUGGAAGUUUUUCCCCAAUCACGCCUAAAUUCAAUGGUAAAUAUUUAUUAGUUAAACUACCGGACGGUGGAUCAUAUAUAUAUAUAUAUGUAAUAUAUACUUAUCAGUGCGGCUGUCAUCCACGCGUAGAACGUAGAGACUUCUUUCCAGGUUAUAAUGGCCGACGUUUUAGACUUGAACGCUGAAGAUUUCGUGGAAGAGGAUGACGAGGGAGUCUCGAAACUUAAAGAUAAAGCCAGGAGAAGGAAAGGACGUGGAUUUGAUGACAAAUCUAAAAGAGAAGAUAUUAAAGAUGAAGCCAUGGAAUUUGAUUCUGUCGAUCAAAAUGAUGACGAGGGCCCUGGACCACAAAGAUCUGUUGAAGGUUGGAUUUUGUUCAUUUCUUCUUUACAUGAAGAAGCACAAGAAGAUGAUUUACAUGAUAAGUUUGCUGAGUUUGGAAAAAUUAAAAAUUUACAUUUAAACUUGGACCGUAGAACUGGAUUUUUAAAAGGAUAUGCAUUAGUUGAAUAUGAGUCAUAUAAGGAAGCAUCUCGAGCACGCGAAGGACUUAAUAAUACAGAUAUUUUGGGACAGCAAAUAAGUGUAGAUUGGUGCUUUGUGAAAGGACCAAAAAGGGUUAAAAAAUCAAGGCGCCGAAUGGCUAAUUAUUAACCAUGUAAUUGAAACUCAAGAUAUGUAAAAAAAACUUACACUUUAAUUAAGUUCUUUUUUUGUAAUACAUUUAAUACUAUAAACAAUUUUUUCAUGACUUAUAUUUAAAAAAAAUAAAAGUGUUUUAAUUUA
Messenger RNA from Metopolophium dirhodum (rose-grain aphid), 901 nucleotides. Its product is annotated as RNA-binding protein 8A-like. Gene Ontology annotation, molecular function: mRNA binding. Bases 272 to 769 code for a protein of 165 amino acids. NCBI's taxonomy places the organism in Eukaryota, Metazoa, Arthropoda, Insecta, Hemiptera, Aphididae. The record is from RefSeq and is a predicted model, not a curated record. Gene Ontology annotation, biological process: RNA splicing. The transcript has 6 exons. Gene Ontology annotation, cellular component: nucleus; cytoplasm; exon-exon junction complex.